GCCAAGUGUGUUCGUGCACACCUGUAAUCCUGGCACUCAGGAGGAUGAGGCCAUCCUGGGCUACAAAGUGUGACCCUAUCUCAGACAACCAAAACCUAUUCAGAAUGAAGAGGUAGCAGAGAUAAUGUUAAAGAGGUUAGUUUCUCAUGGAAUUAAUUUGGGCUUGAUGUUCAAUAUUUGAAAAUGGAAAACUAUUCCCAGAUGGAAAGCCAGUCUUACUUUAGAGAAUCCUUUUCUAAUACUUGUUAUCCGAAGGAGAUUAGUUUAUACCUUUGAACCCCAGCAGUUGUUGGCCCCAGCUGCUUUAGAGAAUGAAUCUGCCUGCUGCUCAGUGUUUCUGGCUCGUGGGACUCAAUUCAAGUCUGGUCAAGUCCUGUUGGCAGGGGCUUUUCUCAGUUUUAGCCUCAUGUGUCUGCAUUCUCUCAUGACUCUACUUGUUCAGACAUAGCUAGGUCAGCUCUUCAGAAUGCAUGCAGCACAAGACUUAAAAAACAUUAAUUGCUUCAUUUGUAUACAAAUAGUGGUGGAGCAUUGUGUCUUUGUCUAAGUUCAUUUAAUACUCGAAACCGUCUUUGCCUCAGAGGAGAGUGCCUUUACUAAGACGGGCCAUGUGAAUGGUACAUUUAUUCCUGGAGAGGGUGGACUGUUGACAUCAUGUCUGGACUUUUGUCUAGUUGGGUAGACAGUUCUGCUACACAAGCAGUCCCUUAGAAAAGAAGCCUACAUAGACACUGUUUUGUGUCUUCUAUGGUUUUGAAUCGCGGCCAACAGAGAAAUAUCUUAACUGUGCUUUAAUUGUGGAGCAAGGAGUAAUGAUUCAGGGAGCAAAGAUUAAAAACAGUUGGUUUAAUUCUUGGAGAGAACCGGGAAGGUCUUGGUGUGGGUUCUGUUCAUUUCGAGCCCUGGUCUCACUGGAAGUGGAUGUGAUUAAUCAGGACAUGCCCGGCUCUGACUGCUCUCUGUUGUGCAUGAAGACCAGCGGGGCUGGGGUGUGGCUCCUUGGUGGAGCGUGCCUAGCCUGUGGGAGGCCUUGGCUCCAACCCUCAGCUCUCUCCCAAGACUGGCCCAUCACAGGACGCAAUUCGGUAAAGUUGAAUUCAAGCAAAAGUAGUUAAAAAUAUUGAAUCAGGUGUCUGAAACAAGGAGGAGGGGAGGGGCUUUGACACAGGACUGCGGACAUUGCAGUUUUCUGCAGACUCUGAAUUGCACUCCAGAGUAAGGUGUAUUUUAAGUGAUAUACUGUAGAAAAUAGGGGAUCCUUUUUUGUCAGAAAAUUGAAAAAGCAAUGAUAUAAAACUUCUCAGUGUCUUAUUUCUAAGCAGAUUUGUGUGAAUUUUGUGUAGUGUUUCUUAGCUUCGUUUACCCCAUUUCGAGAAGUCCCUACUGGGAGUGAGAAGCGACUGCAAAGUCUAGACUGUGCCCGUUUGAGGCACACUUGUGAAGGAUAUGAGACCUCAGAGGGAGCAGAAUUGGGCCCACUUCGCACAGCCUGGCUUUUGCUUCUGUCAUCUCGGUGAGGAGCACUGUACAGGUGUCUGCCAUCCUUUCUUUCCGAUAUGUAGGCAGGACAUGGAAGCCCUUCAAAUGACCAGUUCUGUGGAGGAACAAUUACUACUCACUGGCUUCCUGUGCAGCUUGAUAAUGCUCUGCUCCUGAUUUCAGCCAGGCUGCAGCCGAGGCAAUGAUUUGAUAAUAAGAGAUCCUGAUUAAAUUAAGGAGCCAUUUGCUUCUGGAUGAUGAUGUUUAUGAAAGGGUUGAUGUCCACACUCCCUGUCCCCCUCCCCAAGGUCAAAAAAAAUGGUCUUUUAAUAUUUGGUUCAAGUGAAAUACUCAGAUGAAGCAUAAAAUUGUGCUUUCUUUUCCUUCCUUGUUACUUUUGGGAAAGGCUUGUUGCUUUCCCAGCUGGCCCUCUUUGCCUCAUCAUGGCAGAGUUGAAGUUAAAGGGCCCAUGUGUAGUGAGGCUGGGGAUUGAGAAACCCUGGAGUCCAGCACUGUGGAGCCCUUGGUCACAGAAGCAUGGUUCUGUGGAUGCGUGUGCGUGUUCAUGCUUGCCUGUACUUUGAGACAUUUGCUUUAGUCGGGAAUGGCUGUGCAGUGUUUCUGUCCCGACUCAGUAAUGGAGCUACGGUGUUUGUUGGCACGGUAGCACACCUAGAGUGUUUAGACAAGUAGGAUGAGGAGGGGCUUGAGAUGUUCCUAGGUGUGUCACUGUUUGGCCCAUUUGCGUCACCUUUGCAGAGGUGACAGUGGUGGACAGAUGGGGUUGCAGUGCCCGCCUGGCUUGGGACCGUGCGCUGCCCUCCGCAGCAACUGAGCGCCCGGGGACCACGCGGAGCUUGUAAUUGGCCGCUAGACCACACCUAUUAUUGAGUGCGGCUGCUGCCUGAAGACCUCAGAGCUGCCCGGAUCGCUGGCUUGCACAGCCAGCCUUCUGCACAGUCCAAGGAGCUGCAGGCUGCUUCGGCGAUGCCGGCUUCGCCUGCCGUCCACAUGCUGCAGCUUCUGCGGGAGCUGCUGGCCUUCGUGCUGCUCAGCUACACUGUGCUGGUCGGGGCGCUGCUGCUGGCCGGCUGGACCACCUACUUCCUGGUACUGAAGUGACAGCACCCCCACCCCACCCCGCGCUUCAGCCGCUUCCUGAGCUAAAGAACGAACUCUCCUCGUUUCACCCGUGCCUCCUUGAGAGACAGCCCCGACCCGAGCCCCCUGCCCAAGCCCGCAGCGCCAUGCGCGACUCCACUCCACACCCUCGUCCCGCGCUGAAACUCCGGCGGUUGGGCGCCCGCCGGAGCCGUUUUGGUCGUUACCCUGAGUCCCGCCCUCUCCCUUCCCGUCUGCCCAAUCCCAACUGCGUCCUCGGGUGGGGGCGUGGCCAGGAGGCCGCGUUCCUUCUGGUUCGGGAGCCGGCGCCCCGCGGAGGCUCCCGGAGAUGCGUCACUUCCGGCGAGCGCGUCCGACGUACGCCCGCCCCCCGCGGAAUGGCGGCUCUGAGGACUUGGCUGUUGCGGAGUUUAACUUCCCACUUGAGGCUCAGACAGUGUGUUCCUGUCGUGACUAACUCCAGGAAGCGCUUUUUGUUGGAACUGCUGAGACCAUGGCACAAAACCGUGGUGGCUGGAUUCGGCGUGGCCCUGUGCGCCGUGCCUGUUGCUCAGAAAUCGGAGCCUCAUACUCUUAGUAAUGAAGCACUAAUGAGAAGGGCUGUGUCUCUGGUAACGGACAGCACCUGUACUUUUCUCUCUCAGACCACUUAUGCGCUGAUUGAAGCAAUCACCGAAUACACUAAGGCUGUUUAUACGUUAAUUUCUCUGUACCGACAAUAUACAAAUUUACUGGGGAAAAUGAAUUCACAGGAGGAAGAUGAAGUGUGGCAAGUGAUCAUAGGAGCCCGAGUUGAGAUGACUUCCAAACAGCAAGAGUACUUGAAGCUGGAAACUACCUGGAUGACUGCAGUUAGUCUUUCAGAAAUGGCAGCAGAAGCUGCGUACCAAACUGGAGCUGACCAGGCGUCAAUCACCUCCAGGAAUCACAUUCAGCUGGUGAAGUCACAGGUGCAGGAGGUGCGCCAGCUUUGCCAGAAAGCGGAAGCCAAGCUUGCAGAGGCACAGACCCAAGAGCUGCGCCAGAAAGUGCAGGAGGGCGAGGAGGAAAGGGCCGACCAGGAGCACGAGGCCUACCUGCGCGAGGACUGAGGAUCAGACACCCCGGCCGGCCGGCAGCUGCUGCCUGGCUGAUAGGGCCUCGUGUGAGCGCCUGGGCCGGCCUUUCCUUCACGAAGUUGUUCAAUGGCGGCGCGCUCCCUGUCUGAUGACCUCACACCUGUUUUGCCAACCUGGGCCACCUAGGGGGUCCCCUCUCUGUCAUGCUGUAAUGUUCAACAGCUAUUUAGCUCUAGUUUUCAGUGUUACUCGGAUACCAAGGUACCGCUUAGCAUUUGCUCCCUCCCGGGGGCUGGAGUUGGAGGGCGGGAGCAUCUGUUCUGGGGAGUUCUCUUCGUGUGUGAGGCCCCAGGCUGAAUGCGCGGCUGGGCCAAGGAGUGGAGACUGGGCAGGGUGGGUAUGUGUACCCCGUUCUCGCAACAGAACUAACCCCAAUAUGUGCCUGCCCUGGCCUUGCCUCCUGUCCUUGGAGUUUCUCUAUCCAAAAGAGAAUUUUUUUUUUUUCCAUUUCAAAAA
This is a messenger RNA of Octodon degus (degu), 4175 nucleotides long. It is a transcript of the gene Diablo, whose product is annotated as diablo IAP-binding mitochondrial protein. Lineage: Eukaryota; Metazoa; Chordata; Mammalia; Rodentia; Octodontidae. The transcript has 7 exons. Gene Ontology annotation, cellular component: mitochondrion. Bases 2727 to 3692 code for a protein of 321 amino acids. Gene Ontology annotation, biological process: neuron apoptotic process; intrinsic apoptotic signaling pathway in response to oxidative stress. The record is from RefSeq and is a predicted model, not a curated record.